Molecule: messenger RNA, 1452 nt
Organism: Chara braunii
Lineage: Eukaryota; Viridiplantae; Streptophyta; Charophyceae; Charales; Characeae
Source: the annotation of a GenBank genome assembly
CCGACUUUUGCAACCGUUCCCAUUUUGGAUGUGUUGCACACGUGCACAAGCGUGAAGGCCAUGAUAAACGAGCUGCCGACUUUAAACCAGCGUUGGGCCGCAACCACGGACGAGGCUCCCAUGCGUAACGGGAUCUCCAAGGACUUAACAUUCAUGGAGAAAAGGAGGGCGGCGUUCCGCAUCGAGAAGAAAAUCAACGAGAACCAGGGGGGAAACGAAGAGUAUGUGUCGCUAAGGUCGUGGGUGCACUUGCCAGGGGAAAACGAUGCGAAAGCAUUCUUGCAAGCGGAGGCGGCGGGCAGAGAAGAAGGAGAAGAGGAGAGAGACUUCAAAUUAAAUAUUCUGAAGGAGCUCUAUCGUUUCCUACCGGGAUUCAAGAGCUGUUGGAAGCACCCCUACCUCAGGUUUAUGCCAGCAUCGACGACGCCCGAUAAGAAGCACGUGACGGUCCAUGUGGAGGGAGCAAUAGGAUUAGUCAUAUCGGAGAGGUGCAAAUGGUGUCCGAGAAUCAAUAAGGAGGUGAACGCGUUGAUAAGGCGUGAGGAGAACCCAUGGUUUGUGAUGCCGGAGUUCUUAAAGGGCAUAAUACGAACGACGGGGGCUGCCAUCAAACGACACGGCACAUGCAAAAAAUUUUCAUGUUCUCUGGCGGGAGGCGCGUGUUGCAGUAUCGUGCAAAUCACCGACCUAGAGGACAUGGUCGUGAGGAUCGACGGCGAGAAUCCUUGUCCGAAUUGUCAAAGACUUCAUCCAAAACCGCCGCCUUGGUUGUGGGAGCCGGAGAAACGCAUACGACUCGCGCACGUAGACGAUAUGCAAAGGCCAUGGGAGUACAAGGAAGGGAAGGAAACCCAGGGAGAAAAAAUGAAGAGAACCACGCAUGCAAACAGGGUGCGAACGGAGGAGCGGGCACGGGGAAAGAAGCGGGACAGGGAGGGUAGAAAUAGGAGCGGAAAUGUUCACGCACGGAUACCAAAUGAGGAAGAGGAUGAGGCAGAGGGGGAGCAAGAGCCUGCCGAUGGAACGACGAGCACAUUGGAGGAUGAGGAAGAGGAAGAGCGGGGGGAAGAAAUGGAGGAUGUGAGAAUGGAGGAAUAUGAAACGGCGGACGAAGAGGAGUCGUCGAGCGAGGAGGAAGGGGAGGACAAAUGGGAAUCGGCGGAAGAGUCGGAUACGGAGAUGACAGACACCUCCGCGGAGGCACAUGGAAGGGAAGCAGCGGAGCAGCUGGAGAUCAUGUCACACGGCGGGGGAGAGGGAGAGGGACACGAAGAAAUUGAGGCCGCGGUAAUGGAGGAGGAAGAAAAAAAUGAUGAAGACGGGGAGUUAAGCGAAGAGGACACAAACAAGGAAAGCGAAAGAAGGGUGGAGGAGUAACAUGGAAGAUGAAGAGGUUUGUGGAGGAGGUGGAAUGUCGGCAAAGAAGGCAACGGAUAAAGGUAGUAAGCGAGA